This is a messenger RNA of Cavia porcellus (domestic guinea pig), 8229 nucleotides long. It is a transcript of the gene Sytl2, whose product is annotated as synaptotagmin like 2. Gene Ontology annotation, molecular function: small GTPase binding; neurexin family protein binding. NCBI's taxonomy places the organism in Eukaryota, Metazoa, Chordata, Mammalia, Rodentia, Caviidae. The transcript has 21 exons. Gene Ontology annotation, biological process: exocytosis; intracellular protein transport. The record is from RefSeq and is a predicted model, not a curated record. Bases 634 to 7323 code for a protein of 2229 amino acids. Gene Ontology annotation, cellular component: plasma membrane; exocytic vesicle.
CAGCCUCACGCCUGCCCUGCCCCGGGACCCUGCGCCUCGCUGACAGCAGCGGAGACACCUGGGCCGCCCCGCCAGCGAGCGAGGCAACGCAGCCGCCCGCGCCCCGCCGCGAGGGGAGGCUCGCCGCGCCCCGCCUGGAGGAAGAAUCAGGCUGGCCUUAAACUCACUAUGUAGCCGGGGUUGGCCUCAAACUCCCAGUGAUACUACUGCCUCAGUGUCCUGAGUGCUAGGCUUACAGAUCAAGGAUGCUCCGACGUUGCUGCCUCUCACACUGACCACAGAGACGGAGAGAGAAGCCAUUGUGUGUGAGACUGGACCAGAAAGAGAGUGGACUGGGAAUGCUGCUAGGGGCACAAGGAAUGCAGUCAUCUCUUGGGAGCCUCUUCUCUACAUCUUGCACAAACUGCUACUUCCUCGUGGCAAAAGUCAUGUAGGAGGAGUUUGCUAUCAGCCACCCAAAACUUUUGCUGAGCCCAAACAAGACUUUUGUUGCAGAACUGAACAAGAUAUUAUUUCAUUUCACUUCAUUUCAUUUUUGCAUCCUUCAUCCUUCUUAGUUUUAGUUUUAGCUGUUUAGCUACGUCCAUUUCAAGCUGCAUUCAUUACUAUUAUUUUUUGUUUACACUUUUCAAAAUGAUUGACUUAAGCUUUCUGACAGAAGAAGAACAAGAAGCCAUUAUGCAGGUUCUGCAGCGGGAUGCUGCCCUGAAAAGGACCGAAGAGGAGAGAGUAAGACAUUUGCCUGAAAAAAUUAAGGAUGACCAACAGCUAAAGAAUAUGAGUGGACAAUGGUUUUAUGAAGCUAAAGCAAAAAGACACAGAGAAAAAAUCCAUGGUGCAGAUAUUAUCAGAGCGUCCAUGAGAAAGAAAAGGCUCCCGGUGGCAGCUGAGCAGAGUAAGGACAGAGCAAUCAGGGCAAAGGAAAGCUGGGUGAAUAAUGUCAACAAAGAUGCUUUCCUUUCCCCAGAGCUAUCUGGAGUUGUAGAAGAGCCAGAAGACAAGGCAGCCCCAGCAAACCUAAGUGUGGUGAAUUCAGCUUCUUCUAUGAUUAACAUGUCCCAGGAAAAUACAAGGAAAGCACCUUUGUUUCCAGCCAAGCAAAGGAAGAAUCCAUUUAAUAGCACUAAGUUGCCAGAAGACCACUUAUUGCAACAAACCAAAAGUGAACAGUCAAAAAAUGAAAGCACUGGUUUACUUCAGAUUUCAAAAGAGGGUGAAUUGUCAGAGUCAAAAGAAAAGUCAUCUAUCCAAGAUACAUCAAGCCAGAGCUUAGAAGAAUCAAAACAGACUGUGCCAGUGGAUCCUGCAAAUGUGUCCCAAAUCAAAGCUCCAAUCCCCAAAUCCAGAAAAUUCAUUUACAAAUCGAAUGAUUUAAAGCAAGAUGAUAACCAGUCUUUUCUUAGACGAAGGACAGAUUCCCUGAAUGCAAGAGGGACUCCAAGAGGAAUUCUCAAGCGCAACUCCAGUUCCAGUAGCACAGACUCUGAGACUCUUCGUUUAAAUCACAACUUUGAACCCAAAAGCAAAAUUGUGUCACCUGGCAUUACCAUCCAUGAGAGAAUUUCUGAGAAGGAACAUUCUUUAGAAGAUGACCCUUCCCCAAAUUCUCUGGAGCCAUCGAAGCAUGUGAGGUUCUCUGCAAUGAAGGACGAACUUCCACAGAGUCCUGGGCUAAUCCGUGGUCGGGAAGUGGGAGAAUUUAGUGUUUUAGAACCUGACGGGUUGAAUAAUGGAACAGAAGAUUCAGGAGACAUAGAUGAGCUUCAGGAUGACCCGAAGCCCUCCCAGUAUGAAAAGCCUCUACCCUUUCGUCAGUCAGCCUCAAGCCCAAGUGCAUCAGAAAAUGAAACAUAUCACCCAGUGACAUCUAGUUCUGUUCCAAAUGAUGGGCUCCAGUCUUGUUCGGAAGUUCUAAAGGAGGAACCACAGUCCACUGAGAAUUCACCCACAAUCAGUGAACACCAAAUUAAAUCAUCAGAAUUAACAAGACUUGAACCAGAAUUGUCCCAAAACCCUGCUGAUGAACUGUCUCAUUGUGUUGAGCCUGAGCCAUCUCAGGUGUCAGACUGCAGUUCUAGAGACCAUCAGCAAGGUAAGCCCCCUCUUCUCAACACUCUAAAAGUUGAGACAUCCUCAUGUUCUCGUUCAUAUGCCUCUGAGCUAAGGAAGACAACUGAUGAUUCCAUAUCUAAAGUCCUAGACUGGUUUAACCGAAGUUCUUAUUCAGAUGACAGGAAAUCAUCCCUCCAACAUCCCCAAGGCAUAUUACCCAAAGGAAGGAUAGACUCAAAAUCACAAGUUCCUAUUGCCUUUGUGACAGAUGGUACAAGUUUAAAAGAAAAUGGCUCAAAAGCCCUGUCACCUACUAAAGUUGAAUUGAAGCCUGUAAGAUCUGAUUCAACAUUUCAAGUAGAAAAAGAGAAGCUGCUUUUUGAAGAAUGCCAAGAUAAUGAUGUGAAUAUUAAGUCCAAAUAUGUGAAUUUGUCCCAAGAAGAUACCUCAAAAGAGGAUCUGAAUAUACUGCAACCACUUGAAAGCUGUGCUGUAUUAAGUCAAGGGAAUAAAAAUAUGGACUGUUGUCAAAGUUCAAAAAAUAUAGGAAAAGGAGAUGAGGUACCUCCCUCAACCAGUUACUCCUCCAGUGUUCUUAAAGGCUAUGGUGCAGAAGAACAAGUUACAUAUAACACUAAGAAUAUCGGCAGUUUCAAUAGAGAAGAACCCAAGCUUCAUGAUAAUGAAAAACAUAAAACAAACUCAGAAGUCAAUUUUCACUCUUCAACAAUUGUCCAAGAAUUAAAUUUGAAGGACAACACGCAAGCAGAGAGAAAGAGCAAAGAGGGAAAUACUUCUAUCCUGGAAGCUUCCUUAGAGACAGAGAAUAGUGAGCUACCACCUUGGGCUGCCAACAAAGGAUCUCUUUGGAAGAAGCCUGAAGUCCAACCACAGAAGGAAGCUGGUGAGCUUCCAAAGAACCAAGUACAAAGAGAAAAAUACAAAAGAGUAAGGGAAAGAAUAUCAUUUUGGGAAGGAGAGAGAGCAGUUGCUACUAAGUUAAGUCAUAAAGAACCCACAUCUUCAUGUAUCCAGGAACAGCCUCCUGCUAAAGCGUUGCAGCCUAUACAGGCACAGGGUGUAUACAUGGACAGUUUAUCUACAGACCAGAGUGAAUAUACUCAAGUCACUGCCAAACUAGUAGUCCUUGAUGAAGAUACUCAAGCAUUUCAUCUCUCCAGCUGUUACUCCUCAAAUAAACCUGAAGAGACCAGCCCCCUAAUAUCUGGUCCAUCCAAAAACUGCCCUUCAGCUAACCAGUCAGAUAAAGUGUCUCUGUUUCAUAAUGAGAGAAAUGGACAUAGGAAAAGAUUGCCAGUGGAAGACAGUUUGCACUCUAGAAGAGAUACUACUUUACAAGUACUGCAACAUCCGUCAAAUACUGACAAUGGAAUACGUACUUCUGUGGAGAAAGACAGAUUUCUAACUGGUGAAUCAAGUGCCAACUUUAAAGUUAUGUCCCUAAAAGAAAGAAUGGAUGAACACAAUACAGAACAGAUCUAUAAUCAGUCUCAGUUUGAGAAUUUGAAAAAAUUUUGGGCCUCAGGAACUAAUUUAAACAAUUCAAACAAUAAGGAUAAUUAUGAGAUGACAACUACAAGCCAGAAAAAUUCUGUGGCUUUUAAUAGCCAGAAACACAAGAAAUUAAGUGACAAUAAAUCAUCAGGUAAAAAUAUCCAUGAAACAGAGGCACUUUUUAGCCAAAGAAACAUUACGGCAGGAGGAGAAAUGGAAAAAGUCCACUCAAAGAGCAUAUUCCAGGGGCUACCAGAUGAAAUCACAUUUCCUUUAAAAUCACCCAGAAAGUCCACUCACCAACUGACCGGAAAUGACUCAUCAAAGGAAAAUGGGGAAAAGAAUAUGGAAUGGUUUGUUACUCCAGUACCUAAGGAAGAAAAUGAUUGCUCCAAUCAAGAGAUUCAAGAAUCCAUAGUGAAAACAAGUGUCCUGUCUAAAGACUACAAAGUUACUUUUAAUGACAGCUUACAAAAGCUGCCUUCAAAAGUUUCAUUACCAGUAAAUCAACCUUCUGGUGGAAAAGUUUGUGGAAAGCAGCUACUUAAACCAGGUGUUUCUGAAGAUGGGAAAUGGCUUCAAAAGACAGAUUUGGCUGACAAUAAACAAGAAUCCAAAGGAUUUAUGGAGAUUCCUAGUGAGCAUGGAGACAACAUGAUAGAACCACGUCUAGACAAACUCUUUAAAGAAGCUAUUGGAACCUCACACUCUCCCUUGCAAACUGAGAUGAAACCUGGUACCACCAGGACCAGCUCCCAACUUAAAGAGGGUAGAUUUUUUGAAAAGGAGAUAAAAGAAAAUCAUAAUACUUCAUUCUAUCAGAGCGAAAUAUUACCUCCUUUUCCAAAGGGGGAUGAAACUUCGGGAAAUGUAGCUGUCACCCAGAAAGCUGGAAGUGAUGAGUUCCAGCUCAACAAAGAAAACUUGUUUCCGACGACUGCAGAGCUUUCUCCUGCACUGGCACAGCCUUCACAUCUUCACAGAAAAGGUUCGUUUGAGGAUGUGGCCAGCUGUCCACAACAUAUGUCUUUUUCUGGGGAUGCUCAUCUUGCUCACCAAGAAAAGGCAUUAUCUUCUCAAAGAGAAAUUUCAGAGACCAUAGAGAGAGUCAUUCUUCCACCCAGACCUGCACUGAGUGAUGUAAAUGACGCAUUACAGAGGCUACUUAGAGAAGUUUCCUUGAGUUAUCCAUCUGGGACAGAAGUAGGUCCUGGAGAAAUAAAACCAAAUUUUUCUCAAGGAGUACAAACAGUAAGUAAUUGCUCAAAUCCUCUGACAGUGAUCCUACCAGCGGCUGCAAUGGAUACCAUUGUUCCAGACAGGAAGGAUUUUUAUACUUUCACUGUAUUUCCUGAUAAAGCUCAUGAAAUUAGGUCAUGUGUAGCUCUCCAAAAGUCUCCAUCAGAACAGCUCACUAACUCAUCUAUUUCUGCCAUGCCUCAGUGUGGCAAAGAGCAACCUCAGGAAGUAGCAGAAACUGUGACGGAAACAAUUACUCAGCCCAAAUCAGAAUUCCUUGAAUUCAGUACUCACUUAGAGAAACUACUCAAGGAAACACUACAAACCUCCUUAUCAAACUAUGAAAAAGAUACAGGAACCCUUUCUCCAUCAGAGUUUAUAGGGAGUACUGAGGCACCCAAGCAAGCUGCUUCUGAAUUCCAUUCUCAGGAAAUACAAGAAAUAAUAGAAAAGGCUGAGGCUCUGUCAGCAACUGAGAGUGCUUUGGAUACUGGAUUUGAGAAACUUCUUAAAGAAAUAUCUGAGGUUCCUCUUUCUCAGAUCCAGGUGUCAGUGAAGGAGGAAACUCUUGAAAAGGAGCCCUCCGAAUCAGAGCAGCAGGCCAGGUUCUUGGACACAAGGCCCCAUUUUUACUGGGCAACCUCAAAGGGCUUGGAAAUGAAGGGUGAAAGUGAUUUGAAAUCUCAGGUCAACCAGUGUGGUAAAGUGUUGGAAGAAGAUGAAGCUGUGACUGAUUUGUCAGUAAAUCUUUGUGAUUUUUCAAGUAGUAGAAUUCAGAUCUCUGGAACCCCACAACUUUAUGUGGAUCAUGAAAUAGAGACCACUAAAUGUAUACAACCUCCAGAGGACAUGGACAGUGAAAGAGACAGCGGAGUGGGACAAAGGGAUUUUCAGAAACCUGGCUUUGAAGAGGUUCCUAAAGCAAUUAAUGUUUCCAGAAGUAAGCAACCCACCCUUCCCCUGACAAAUAAAAAAGACUCUACAAAAAUAAGCAAAGUUGAAUUGUUGCUAACGUCAUCAUAUAAUAGACAACACAAAGAGCAAGAAAAACAAGGUUUUUCUGAUUCUGAUUUUUCAGAUGGAAACACUGGUUCUCAUGCAGAAAGUUGGAGAAAUACCUCCAGUUCAGAAGAAGAACCCAAUCCCGUUUUGAAACCUUUGGGAAGGAGUGCUGCUAGAAAAAUGCCUUCCAAAAGUCUAGAAGACAUUUCAUCAGAUUCCUCAAAUCAAGCAAAAGUAGAUACUCUGCCAGAAGAAUUAGUACGUAGUGCUGAAGAUGAUCAAAGAGCAGAUCAGGAACCAGAUACAAAUGAAUGCAUACCAGGAAUUUCUACAGUGCCUUCACAACCUGAUAAUCAGUUUUCCCACCCUGACAAACUCAAAAGGAUGAGCAAGUCUGUUCCAGCGUUUCUACAAGAUGAGAGUGAUGACAGAGAAACAGAUACAGCAUCAGAAAGCAGUUACCAGCUCAGCAGACACAAGAAGAGCCCGAGCUCUUUAACCAAUCUUAGCAGCUCCUCUGGCAUGACGUCCUUGUCUUCUGUGAGUGGCAGUGUGAUGAGUGUUUAUAGUGGAGACUUUGGCAAUCUGGAAGUGAAAGGAAAUAUUCAGUUUGCAAUUGACUAUGUGGAGUCGCUGAAGGAACUACAUGUUUUUGUGGCCCAGUGUAAGGACUUAGCAGCAGCAGAUGUUAAAAAACAGCGUUCAGACCCGUAUGUAAAGACCUACUUGUUACCAGACAAAGGCAAAAUGGGCAAGAAGAAAACACUUGUUGCAAAGAAAACCUUGAACCCUGUGUUUAACGAGAUACUGCGGUAUAAAAUUGAAAAGCAAAUCUUAAAGACACAGAAGCUGAAUCUGUCUGUUUGGCAUCGGGACACAUUCAAGCGUAAUAGUUUCCUAGGGGAGGUAGAAAUUGAUUUGGAAUCAUGGGACUGGGACAACAAACAGAAUAAACAACUGAAGUGGUACCCUCUAAAGCGGAAGACAGCACCAGUUGCCCUUGAAGCAGAAAACAGAGGUGAAAUGAAGCUAGCUCUCCAGUAUGUUCCAGAGCCAAUUCCUGGUAAAAAGCUUCCUACAACUGGAGAAGUGCACAUCUGGGUGAAGGAAUGCUUUGAUCUUCCGCUGCUAAGGGGAAGCCAUCUAAAUUCUUUUGUUAAAUGUACGGUUCUUCCAGAUACCAGUAGGAAAAGUCGCCAGAAGACAAGAGCUGUAGGGAAAACAAACAACCCCAUUUUCAACCACACCAUGGUGUAUGACGGGUUCAGGCCUGAAGAUCUAAGGGAAGCCUGCAUAGAGCUCACUGUUUGGGACCAUUACAAAUUAACCAACCAGUUUUUAGGAGGUCUUCGGAUUGGCUUUGGAACAGGGGAAAGCUAUGGAACUGAAGUAGAUUGGAUGGAUUCCACUUCAGAGGAAAUUGCUCUCUGGGAGAAGAUGGUAAACUCCCCCAACACUUGGAUUGAAGCCACAUUGCCCCUCAGAAUGCUUUUGAUUGCCAAAAUUUCCAAGUAAACCCAGAGUCUUCUGGCUCCUCCACUACAAAUUACUACAUAGAUGGAACCUAAUAUGGAAAAUCUGACUACAGGGACAAAAAUCCUCAGUUUCUAUCUGUUGACACUAAUGAACACUACACAGCACAUUAAAGUCAAUCUGUAUGUGUUUCUUUGAUUACAAGGCCCAAGGGACUUAAAUAAUGACAAGAUGCGUGGCUUGUGAUUCCAAUGUUAAAGAUAUUUGACCAAGCUAGGAAAACUGCUUUUUGAAUGAAAAAGCUGCCAAGAAAUACUAAAUCUGGGAUAUCAUCAACCAGCAAAAUUUUCUAGUUUCCCAUUGAGUGUUUUGAAGCACACACCAUCUUGUGUUCCAGUCCUCCUUGAUUAUCGAAAAAUGUAGCAGUUGUAAAUAGAUAGAAAAAUAUAAAGGAAAGUUUUUCCUGGGAUAGGGUGGGGAGAAGAAGAAUAUCAGUGAUGACAAAUAAUUGCAUAAAAAGACAAGUAUGUAUGCUGUAGUCUCCAAUAGAAUAUGGAAUUCCAUGUUAUGGCAAUAUGACUGCAUUUAUCGCAUUUAUUAUUGUCUUCAGAAAUUGCUUUCCUUUUUUCCUGGUCUCAAAUGUACUUUGGUGCCACCUACUGGCUAACAUGGAAUUCAAUUGUUGGUUUAUUUUGGCUUAGUUCUAUCUUAAAAUAGAUCUCAACCCUAUAAUGUUUUAUAAUAGCAUAUGUUAAAAAUUUUGCAUAAAUGAUUGUUUUUCCUUACAACUUUACUAUAUGAAUGCAGCAUAAAGGUAGCCACAGAUAUGCUUUGCACAAAGUUUAAAUUAGAAUAUAAAUUGUUCAAUUUUAUUGUACUUCCUAUAUAUGUACAAUUUUCAUAAAAUAUUUUGUAAAAACCCUAAUAAAUUAUCAAAUUUAAAUUUUA